Molecule: messenger RNA, 1304 nt
Organism: Brassica rapa (field mustard)
Lineage: Eukaryota; Viridiplantae; Streptophyta; Magnoliopsida; Brassicales; Brassicaceae
Product: dehydration-responsive element-binding protein 2B
Biological process (GO): positive regulation of DNA-templated transcription; response to stress
Cellular component (GO): nucleus
Molecular function (GO): DNA-binding transcription factor activity; transcription cis-regulatory region binding
Source: RefSeq, a predicted model, not a curated record
GAAAAGUUUUAGAAAAAAGAAGAGACGCCAGAGAAAACGCGACACUCCGAACAAGAAGAAGAUAUAAAAACACGAUCGCUACACGCGAGAACACAGCAGCCAGACGAGAAAUCUAGUGUUGACCAUUGGAGUAGAGAUUCGACUCGAGUUUUGACGUUAUCAAUUCCAUUAGUGUCUCUUUUCUAGAUUUUACAGCUAAAGAUGGCAAUUUAUGAACAAACCGGAAUCAAUACAUCAUCAAAGAAGAGAAAAUCAAGAGCUCGAGCAGACGGUACAACGGUGGCUGAUAGGCUAAAGAAGUGGAAAGAGUACAACGUGAUCGCUGAUGCAUCCUCUACUAAAAAACGGAAAGUUCCUGCGAAAGGAUCGAAGAAAGGGUGUAUGAAAGGCAAAGGAGGACCUGAGAACACUCACUGUAGUUUCAGAGGAGUUAGACAAAGAGUUUGGGGUAAAUGGGUUGCAGAGAUCCGUGAACCUAACAGAGUGAGUAGGCUUUGGCUUGGUACUUUCCCUACAGCUGAAGAAGCUGCUUCUGCUUAUGAUGAAGCCGCUAAGGUUAUGUACGGUCCUUUGGCACGCCUUAACUUUCCUCAACAGUGUGUUGUUGCCUCUGAGUUCUUGGCUAGUACAUCGAGUCAGUCUGAGGUGUGUAGUGUUGAGGUUAAACCGGUUCUUGUUGGUGAUGUUCAUUGUGAAUCUAGACCAGUUAGUCAGAUUAGUGAUGGUAAUACCAGGAUGAGUUCAGAUUUGCUGAAUGAGUUUGAUGAGGAGUAUUGGGGCAGAGUAGCCAAGGAGAUUGAGAAACCUAAGGAGGGAGAGGAAGAAGUGCUUACCGUUGCGGAUUAUGGUUGGUCUAAUGAUAUGUUGAGCGAGCAGGAUCUCUGGGAUCCGAAUGAAGUUUUUGAUGUUGAUGAACUCCUAGGCGAUAUAGAUGAAUGCAUCAUGUUAACAGGUACCGGUGUGGAUGAAGACCAGAACGGGAUAAAUCCUGGUGGUUAUGACUCGCAUAUUCCUCUUCAGUUGGAGCCACACGAUGGUCACGAGUUCUUUGACUUGAGUUCUCAGGAUCUUUGAGAGUGCUGAGACAAUGAAUGGUCUGCAGUAGAAUCUUUGAAUUUAAACAAGAUAUGAGUGUUAAUGAAAAAAAGACUAACUCUGUUGUCUUUACUCUUUACUUGGAUCAUGAAGUAUUGAAUACUCAUCUACUGAGUUUAAUAUAAAUAACAUAGUUUACAUAAAAGAAUAACCAUAAUUUAGAAUUACAGUCCUAAAAACGAAUUUUAAGAAAAGAAUCAAGGAGCAAA